UUUGUCAGGGGGCUAAAAAAGAAAAACAAUGCCCAGAUAUCAGACCGACAUUGAAAAGAUGUUGGAUCAACGUUCCACUGUUGAUCUUACAUCGUUGAAUUGACGUCACUUUUGCUCCCUCAAUUAAUGUUGUUUCAACAUUGAAAUCCUUACAAAACCUAAACGUCAUUUCGAUUAUUAAUAACAUUGGAACAACGCUGAAUCAAUGUUAUGUUUUCGACCAAAACGCCCACUCAUCUAUAAUUCAAUAACUUUUCAAUUGAAUUUCCCGGUCAAUCAUGAAUCAACUACAGUGAGUUCAUCAACUAUAAAACAAUGUUAACCCAACCAUCGCCUGACGUACCAUAAACGCUGUUUUAACUUCACUUGACGUCAAAAAUUUCGAUGUCAACCAAACUGAUGAUUUUGAUGGGAAAAAAAAUUAAAAAAUCAACGUUUAUUCAAUGUCGCUCUGCUAUCUGGGAACCGCAAACAUUUACCUACGUUGUGCUUUGGUUUUGAAGACCACCAUAUUUUUUGACUUAUUCAAACGCAAAUACUCCCAACUGGUGAAACAAAUCCCAGACAUGUCAUUCAGGGCUAAUAAUACAUACGUUUUUUGAUAUUUCGUAUAAAAAGAUGUAAUCCAUGUUGACUUCAACGACGACGCUAUGUAGCCACAUCAGAAUGUUAGCACCGGCUAGCAAGGAAAAUCGGUAAACGAUGUGAAGCAAAAAUCAGCCGGCAAAUACAAAGCACGCACAAUUACGUACUAUAAAAAUGCAUAUAUCGUAAACAAAUGAAUGAAUAACAAAGACUCACUUCAUGAUACACAACAAUUGCUGAGGUUCUCUGGCAACGAAAAUGAGUACAACAACCGGGUUAAAGUGCGCGGUGGCUGUGCUGCCUCCUGCUGCUUCGGGGUCUUACUACGCUUCACAGUUGUUGUUGUUGUUGUAGUUCUUUUUCCCCCCCCUUCGGAUUUAGAUCAUUCAGAAUUAGCAUUCAUUCCAAAAAAUAAAUUCCGCUACAUUGACGGAGGAGCAGGAUGAUCUCACAGGUCUUCAUUUUAUCCUCCAAAGGCGACCGCCUGGUCUACAAAGACUUCCGAGGAGACGUCGGAAGUGACGCGGUUGGACUUUUUUACGACAAAGUGACGGCGCCGACGGGAGACCGGCUUCCCGUCGUCACGACGUACAAGGAUGUCCACUUUGUGCACGUGUGGCAAGGAGGACUGUACUUGGUCGCCACCACCACCACGGCGGACUCCCCACCUUUCGCCAUCAUUGAAUUCCUCAACAGGUUGGCGGCCCUCAUCAACGAUUACUGCGGCUCUCUGUCGGAGAAGACGGUUCAGAUGAACUUUGCGCUCAUCUACGAGCUUCUGGACGAGAUGUUGGAUUUCGGCUACGUGCAGUCCACGUCCUGCGACGUCUUGAAGAACUUCAUCCAGACGGAGGCGCUGUCGUCGCGUCCCUUCAGCCUCUUCGACCUCGCCAACGUGGGGCUGUUCGGAGCCGACACGCAGCAGAGCAAAGUGGCACCUGGUUCCGCGGCCGCCAGGCCCAUGCAGGGAGGGAAAAGCGAGAUCUUUGUGGACGUCGUGGAGAGGAUGUCGGUGGUCAUGGGCGCCAACGGUGUCCUGAUGAAGGCGGAGGUGGAGGGCGAGGUCAAGGUCAAGUGCUUCCUGCCCAGCUGUUCGGAGAUCCGCGUGGGACUCAACGAGGACUUGAGCAUCGGCACCUCGCCGCUCAGAGGUCGGACGACUCGCUGCAGUCUUUCCAAAAUAAAAGUGGCUAAAAAGUUUCCUCCGUUCCUAGGUUACGGGGCGGCGGUCCGCGUAGACGAGUGCCACUUUCACCCGGCGGUCCGGCUGGACGACUUCGACGCUCACCGCGUCCUGCGAUUCGGUCCCGGCCAGGGCGAGCAAAGCGUCAUGACGUACCGGCUGGCCGACCACCUGCCCCUGGCCCCGCCCUUCCGACUGUUUCCCGCCAUCGAGAAGGACAACGCGGGAAGGCUGCUCAUGUUCUUCAAGCUCCGCUGUGACCUGCCGCCCAAAAGCGCGGCGGUCGACGUCAGCGCCACCGUCCGUGUCCCCAAAGGUUGCGUCAGUUUGUCGCAAGAGCUCAGCAGUCCCGAUCAGAGCGCAGAGCUGCGGCCGCAACAUCGCGCUGUGGUCUGGAACAUCGCGCGCUUCCCCGGCGGAACGCAACUCUCCGCCCUCUUCAAGCUGGACGUUCCCGCGCUAAGCUCGGCUUCCAUGAUGGAGGUGGGUCCGGUGGAUUUGACCUUCGAGCUGCCCAAGGUCACGGCCAGCGGCCUCCGCGUACGCUUUCUGCGCCUGGCGCCCGCGCAGCACCGCGGCCCCGCCCAACGCUGGGUGCGUUACGUCACGCGCUCGGACUCGUACGCCAUCCGCAUCUGAGGCGGACGGAACCAUUUGGAUUUCGCCAUACGUGACGUCCGUUUGGUGAUGAAAUGGAAAUGAUUUAUUUCAUUCAUUGUACGCGUGUGUUAUGUUUGAAUUGUAUGUUUUCAAAAGCUAAUAAAGUGAAAAAUAGCUCAAGAUAAAUACAUCAUUUUGGGUGGUUUUCGAUUUCUACUCGAUUGGGAAAUGUGAUCUUUCGCUCAGUUCCCCUCCAUUUUGUAUUUAAAAUGUGAAAUGAAAAAAAAGCAAUGUUUUUAACUUUAAAAAUACUCUCCCCCGCCCAGCCCCGUCCCCCUGGUGGCCGAAAAGUGUCAUUGCAUGUAAUUGACUUUCUUGUGUAUGAUUUUAAAAUGAAGAGUUUUCCAGUAAAAUAUUGUCUUUAAAAGUUGUGAAGCAAUAAAACACCAAAAAUGAAUGAAAUGAACAAAAAAAAAAGAUAUUUGAAUGAAUGAAAUGUUUAUUGUCAUCAUCAUCGGUAUCAUUGACAGUUAGGGAAUGUGAUAUGAUUUGCCCGAAGAAAGAAAAAAAACAAAGACAAAGGCAGACAGGAGAAGCAUAUGCUUAUCAAUACCAUCCCCCUACAGCCAGGGACGCACAGUCUAACAUGGUAGGGUUGCUUACAUCACAUUCCAUGAGCUUUUCUUUUUCGUCUUUUUCACUUAUAUUAUCUUCCCAAAAGUUAUUGAUUGCCGUGGUCGAUUUGUGUAGGUUCAUUGAGUAGGGUGCCGUUGGUUAGGUGUAGGUUCCAUUGUUGAGAAAAUUCUGUCCAGUGCUCAGCGUCCAGUCAAGCAGCUCCAUUUCGAACGAUGGUUAAAAUCCCACAGCAGGCACUUACACUAGCAGAUUAGUGAUCUGAGUUUGCUACAGAGCAUAUCUUCAAGGCGUACAAUGUUAUGACUUUGUCCCUGACAUUUCUUUAAUAGGUCCAAAUUAUUUUUCGAACAGAUGAUGCGACUAGCUCCUUAGACAGUCAUUUGCUUUGCUUAGCCAAAACCACCCCAAGGACUGAAGAGGCAUUUUUUUCAAACCUAAGCUUUUAAAAGCAACAGCAACGACUGCGCAAGAACCUAGGAUUUGAAAUG
Molecule: messenger RNA, 3492 nt
Organism: Corythoichthys intestinalis (scribbled pipefish)
Lineage: Eukaryota; Metazoa; Chordata; Actinopteri; Syngnathiformes; Syngnathidae
Gene: ap4m1
Product: adaptor related protein complex 4 subunit mu 1
Exons: 15
Coding region: 1028-2407 (459 amino acids)
Biological process (GO): protein targeting; Golgi to lysosome transport; intracellular protein transport
Cellular component (GO): trans-Golgi network; cytoplasmic vesicle; clathrin adaptor complex
Source: RefSeq, a predicted model, not a curated record